Molecule: messenger RNA, 3256 nt
Organism: Trichogramma pretiosum
Lineage: Eukaryota; Metazoa; Arthropoda; Insecta; Hymenoptera; Trichogrammatidae
Gene: Fcp1
Product: RNA polymerase II subunit A C-terminal domain phosphatase
Exons: 7
Coding region: 879-3062 (727 amino acids)
Cellular component (GO): nucleus
Molecular function (GO): RNA polymerase II CTD heptapeptide repeat phosphatase activity
Source: RefSeq, a predicted model, not a curated record
ACACACACACAAACGUACGACUCCAUUCUUUUGUCUCUCUCUCUCGUGUGUUGUGUACUGCAGUCUCGGCCGUAUACGCGCGAUACACGACUCCUCUUGUGUACUCCGGCAGAAAAAGAAUAUCGUAUCGAUCGUCGUGUAAUCGUAUAUUUAAUAUAAUAAAACGCGACGCAAUUCGCGCCGAUAUCAUGUCAGUGUCUUUGUUACGCGGCAUAGCAGAGCGAACUUUAAUACGGUGUCCGGGCUGCCUAUAGCUUGCACAAGGUACAUAUAGGUAUAUACAACGAGCAUCGCCGCGAGAGCUGCAGUGCUAAAAAAAGCACGCUAUAACCGCGGAUCGAUCCGCCUGAUUCUCGCUCCUCGUGCUGCAGCCUGAAAGUGCAUAAGUGUCGGUGUGCGUACUUGGUGUAUAUGUAUACACGAGUUGCAUAUAUACCUCGCUGCGUAACAACGCGUGUGUGAGAGAUCCCCGCACACGCUAUAUACGUAUAUAUCGAGCGAUAUAUUCCUCGGCGGAUCGUUGUUGCUGCUGCUGCAAAAUAUCGGACCGUCGCAGUAAUAGUAUACGGGCGACCGCGUGGUGAAAAGAGAGGCAGAGAUUAUAUAGCGCACGGCGCGCACACGGUUAUAGAUAUAUAUAUGCGUUACCAUACCUAUACGAGGUAGUGCGAAUAUAUGUAGCGGAGAGUCUCGCGCGACUGUUUACGUUUUCUCCCGCGCAUUUCUUUUUUAUCUGGCGGCCACAUGCGAGUAAUACUCGUCGAGAUCGUUCGUGAAAAGUGAAGAGAUAGAAAAAAAGAGUAACAAAUAAUACAGGACCGACCGCGCGCGGCAUCUGUACGAAAGUUUCCAUUGAAAAAUUUGUCGGAGCAGACACAAUGUCGCCCAUCAACGUCGUCUUUCCCAACGAGGAUGGCCCUUCGAGAGCGAAGAAAUGGCGCAUCAAGAAGGGCGAGUUCGUUAACGUCGGCAAGCUGUUGCUGAUCUACACCGACGUCGCCACGGACAAGGUCGAGAAACGCAUGAAGUCAACGCAAGUCGGCAAAGUCGUCAAACUGUGCGUCAAGGAAAACGAGGUGCUACAUCCGGGUCAAGUCAUAGCACAGCUAGAAAAAUGCAAACAUCCUACUGUGAUGAAGGAUAUGUGUGCAGAGUGUGGAGCUGAUUUGAUUGAAGAAGCUGAGUCAGGCCAAAAGGAGGCUUUAAUGCAAGCGAAUGUACCAAUGGUUCACAGUAUUCCUGAAUUGAAAGUGACUCCAGAAUUGGCUGAAAAAAUUGGUUUAGAAGAUAAGGAAAGAUUACUCAAUGAUAAGCGAUUGGUACUACUGGUUGAUCUUGAUCAAACUAUUAUACACACGACAAAUGAUCAUGUUCCUAAUGAUUUAGAGGAUGUUUUUCAUUUUCAACUGUAUGGUAAAUUCUCACCAUGGUAUCACACACGUUUGAGGCCUCAUACAAGACAGUUUUUGAAACGAAUAAGUGAACUUUAUGAAUUACACAUCUGUACUUUUGGAGUUCGACAAUAUGCACACCAUAUUGCUCGAACUUUAGAUCAAACUGGAGAACUUUUUUCUCACCGGAUAUUAUCCAGAGAUGAAUGUUUUGAUCCCCAAUCAAAAACAGCAAAUUUAAGAGCUUUAUUUCCUUGUGGUGUUGACAUGGUAUGCAUAAUAGAUGAUAGAGAUGAUGUAUGGCAAGGGUGCUUAAAUCUUGUUCAAGUCAAACCAUAUCAUUACUUCAAAAAUACAGGUGAUAUAAAUGCACCAGAUGGUUUAGAAAAACGAGAUCCUCAAGCACCUAAAAUAGAUUCUGAAGAAGAUUUAUACAAAGAAAAUGAUGAAGGUAACAUAGAAAGUAAUAAUGGUGAUAGCAACAGUGAAGAAAAACCAUCAAAUAAUGAAAAUAAAGAAGAAUUUUCAAACUCUGAUAAUGACCAAGAAGUAGAAGAAAUAAAUGAAAGCAACGAGAAGUGUGAAACAGUAAAAGAAGAAAAAGAAGAUGUCAAAACCGAUAAAAACAAUGAAAAAGAAGCUGAAAAUGAUGAAAGUAAAAAGAAGGAGAAUGAAAAUAAAAAUAAAGUAAAAAAAGAUAAUGAAGAUCAUGAUGACUACUUAUUGUAUCUUGAAGAUAUAUUAAAAAGAAUACAUGCUGAAUUUUACAAUGAGAAAAAUGGCGAUCCAAGAACAAAAACUCUUAAAGAAAUAAUUCCAAAAGUUCGAUUAGGCAUCUUAAAGGGGCUACACUUAACAUUUAGUGGUCUUGUACCUACCAAUCAAAAUCUUGAUGAAAGUCGACCAUACAAAGUAGCAAAAGGUAUAGGUGCUACAAUAACCCAAGAACUAACUGAUAAAACAACACAUUUGGUUGCUGUUCAUCCAGGUACAGCAAAGUGUAGAGAAGCUAAAAAAAAUCCAAAAAUAAAGAUAGUAAAUCCAGAUUGGCUAUGGACUUGUGCAGAGAGAUGGGAACAUGUUGAUGAAAGGUUGUUCCCUCUGAAAGAAGUACCCUUACAAAAAGCUCGCGAAUUCAGAAAACCACCUCCACAUUGUACUACGCCUGAUCCAUCAACACUACCGGAAGCAGAGGAUGAAGAAGAUCCCAAUCAUUUCCCAGACAAUCCUCUAAUAACACUAUCUCGCGAUGAAAUCGCUGAUAUGGGUAAAGAAGUUGAUGACGAUUUAAAGGAUAGUUCUGAUGAAAGUGAUAAUGAUAAUGAUACAAGUAAUUCAUGUAAAAAAAGGGAUCUAGAAUCUUCAGACGAUUCAGAUGAUAGAGAAGUUUAUGGCUAUGAUGAGGAUUCGCGUAUGGCAAAAAAACGUAAAACAGAUAACACCAAAAACGACGAUGUAGACGAAUGUGUAAGUGAUCUUGAUGAAGGCGAGGACGAAGACGACGAAGAGGAUCCAGUUACUAAGUUCCGUCAUGGAGGAGACUUACCAGACUUGGAUCUUGGAGAUACUAAUUCUCUAGAUGUGAGCGAUCUUGAAAAUGAUACUUACGAUGAUAAUAGUGAAUGGAACGCAAUGGGUGCAGCCUUAGAACGGGAAUUUCUAGGAGAUUGAAAAAUCUUUAAACUGUAUACUUUGUUGAAAUAUUUAAUUUUUGUACAGAGUGAAAUUAAGCUCGUUCAACAUUCAUUGUCAUAAAAAAUUAUUGUAGUCAUUGAAUAGUUAAGUAUACAGAUAAGGAUUUUCUCAUUUUAUCAAUUUGAUUGUUAUACAAAAAAAUUGUCUCCUAAAUUCUAUACUUUUUUUUA